CUUAGACAGUUCCUAUGGCCUGUGCAGCAUCGGUGGUGGUAUAGCUUACACUCUAGUCUCUGUCCUGCCUUUGUUUUUGAAAUUCUGGUAAGACAAAGGCGUCAGCCAUGUUUAAGAAGGUUCGUAAGGCCCUGUCUAUGUCACGGAGACGGAGCAGAGAGAAGGUUUAUACUGUGAUCACACCCAGCAGGAGGAUUCAGGCAUCGGAAAUUACUGGACAGAGACUUGCCGGGUUCACUAGGAAACAGAGCUUUCUCAAGCUCCUGGCUGAGGUGUAUCGUGUCUCGUCUAACAGCAGUCCGCUGAGAUGGAAGCGUGUGACGGACACCCUCGUCCCCGUCACGGUGAAAUGUCUGCAGGACGCGCCGUUCCACGUGUUCCACAUCACCGCCAACAACUUCGCUGACCAACGCGUGCUUGAUGUACAGAUAACCGUUCCAGGAACUCUGUUUAACAAGACUGCUGAGAGCUUUGUACAAUGGAGAGACAAAAUGAAUGGUGGAGCGUGGGGACUCAACUUCGUGUCCGAAAACGAUGCAUUCCGGUUCUUGGACGCUUGCAUGCCGACUGGGCGUAACACCCUCUCCCCCGUCAGUAACUGUUCCUCCAGCUCACUCAAGAUCACACCACCAAAGUUUCUAAGGCUCCUGGCUGAGGUGUAUCGUGUCUCGUCUAACAGCAGUCCGCUGAGAUGGAAGCGUGUGACGGACACCCUCGUCCCUGUCACGGUGAAAUGUCUGCAGGACGCGCCGUUCCACGUGUUCCACAUCACGGCGAAUAACUUCGCUGACCAGCGCGUGCUAGAUGUACAGAUAACUGUUCCAGGAACUCUGUUUAACAAGACUGCUGAGAGCUUUGUACAAUGGAGAGACAAAAUGAAUGGUGGGGCGUGGGGACUCAACUUCGUGUCCGAAAACGAUGCAUUCCGGUUCUUAGACGCUUGCAUGCCGACUGGGCGUAACACCCUCUCCCCCGUCAGUAACUGUUCCUCCAGCUCACUCAAGAUCACACCACCAAAGAAAUAUGGACCAACCGAGAGCGGGACGGACCUGAGAGCAGCGGUGAACUCUCGUAGCGCGAGCAGCUCUUCCACCCGAACCAGCUGCUCCGACUACGAAGGCGUCGACUCCGAAGGUUCCAGCAACUACGAGAAUGUUUCCCGCGAAAACGACAACGGGGACGAAGAUUCGGCCAUCGGGAAAGAAAACAUGCGGACAAGCCGCAAGGACGGCAACGUGGAAAGUAUGACAGGGUGUCGGGAAGAGAGCACAGCCUCGGGAAGGAGAAGUCGCUCGCAUUCCUGUGAUGGACAGUCGAUCGCACUGGAGACACGGAUCAAGCGAUACCUGUACAUGGAGGACACAGAAAACUGCUCGGCUCAGAGCAUGACCAUCACGUCGUUUACUGUCAACAAGACCUGCCACGCUGUGUCUCACCAGACAGGGUCCAUGUCACAGACAGCUACGCCUACCUCAAGCCCAGCAAAGGCUGGCGCUGCGAACGGUUCAGUCAACGCCAGCCCGAUGUCCGUGUGCUCCGUGUCGUCCGGUCGCUCGACGAAGAUUUCCGACGGCUCGAAGAAGCUGGUUUCCCGGCAGACAAGCGCGCCGUCCGGAAUCGGACACCACAAGCCGCUUCUUCCCCAAGCGAUACCGCACACGUUAUCCAAAGCUAGCACCGCCCAGAACAGUUCGUUCACGAUUUCCACCCCGGAUUCGAGCAGUUUUACCGACUCUCGGCGGCUCAGCUCCCCUCCAAGCAGCCCGAUGGUCGUUGACUCGAACCCACAAACUCCAACCCGGAACUCGCUCAGUCCGAGACGGCUUUUCGUGAAGCAGCGAAGCGCGCCGUGUAACCUCGGAGCGAAGUUGCUGAACUCCCCGCGGCGGUCGUCCAUAGGAAGCAUCACGGAGGAGUACCUGUCACAGAACGCCCACUCCAUCAACGAGAUGGAAGGAGAAGAGGAAGGAGAGGACCCGACGUACGACAACGUGGACCCGAGCGAAGUCGGCUCGCGGCGGAGCAGCCUGUACGACGGCCGUGAAACCUUCGCCGCGCCACUCCUGCCGCCCACGGAGUUCCAGGAGACCCCGGACUGCAGCCUGUUUCGGGAGUACGAGUUCCGCAUGAAGCGACACGGCAGCGAGAGAUCAGAUAGCGGGUUCGAGGGGGGGUACCCGGAACUGGACAAUAUUUCAUCUUCAAGGUCCGGUACAAGUGGGAACAGCACGAGCUCCACACACAUGAAGCAGUUCCUGGCCUCUCUGCCGUCGUCCUCGGAGAGCGGGAGCCACGGCACCGGCAGCGACUCCAGCAGCGUGGGUAUCCAUGGCGACGUGGGCAAGCUGCGGACUGCCGAGCCGAGAUGCUCCGUGAGCGAUGAGAGCGGGAUGGGGGACGUCAGGCACUCCAAACUCAUGCGGGGAUACGAGAGUAACGAAGAUGACCACUCCAUGAAUGAAAGUGAGGAGGAGGAGGAAUCUGAUCUUCGCUCUCCGACCAGGUCCCACAAAAACUACAACCGGCAGGGCGGCAGCAUCAGGAAAACCGGCUGGCUGCACGUCAAGAACUUUCUGGAACACAAGAAGAAGAAAGUGGAACUUUCCAACAAGAGGAGGUGGAGAAAGUUCUGGGUUUGUCUGAAGGGCACGUUGCUGCUGUUUUUUGAGUGCGACGAAAAACAGCCGGUCGACGAAAACUCUGAACCAACCCACACGCUCUUUGUUGAGGGGAGUAUUGCCCAGGCAGUUCCUGAACACCCGAAGAGAGAAAACAUUUUCUGUCUCAGCAACGGUUUUGGAGAUGCCUACUUGUUCCAGGCUUAUACACAGAUAGAAAUGGAAAACUGGAUCACAGCCAUUCACUCAGCCUGUUCGUCUGCGAUUGCGAGGCAGCAUGGGAAGGAUGACACGCUAAAGCUGCUGAGAGCAGAGGCUCAGAAACUGGAGGAAAAAGUCGACGCCGACACUAAGAUGAAGAAGAUGGGAGAACUGCAGAUGGCCGUCGUGCCUGACCCAAAGAGCAGAGAGGCCAUCACCAAACAGAUCACUCAAUGGGAACAGAACCUUGAAAAAGUCCAGUUGGAGCUGUACAGAUACAGAUGUUACAUGGCAUCACUACAGGGCACUGAGCUGCCCAACCCUAAGACCCUGUUGGCGUGUGCCUCCAAACCUACCAAAGCAGCGCUGGCCAGGCUGGGCCAUUUCUCUGUCUCCUCUUUCCAUGCUCUGAUCUGUGCCAGAGCUCCUGUCAACUCCUCAGUCACUCCCUUCACUCAUGUGAAAAAGAAGAAAGGCCUGCUCUCCACACUGCGAGGAAGUGACUCGAAAAAGAAGAUUCGAACGCCGACCCGGGAGCCAAAAGGCGGGACCAGCGUGUUCGGGACCCCGUCCUCCAGUGUGUGUGAUGUGAGGGAGACAGACCUCACCAAGGGAGCUGACAGCCCCAGGAGCACGGCUGAAAGUGGCAUAGCAGAUGUAAGUCGCCCCCCCACCCCGAGCGGCGCCCUGUUGUUAGACAGGCUGGGGGUGCGCUGUAUCCGGGUGGGGCUGCCUAACGACCACGUAACCAUGGUUACGGUGCAGUCCUGGAUGGCGGUGCAGGAUGUUCUAACCAUCGCAUGUCUGAAGCGUGGAGUGGACCCUCGGGACCAUUUCCUGCAGCUGAAACAGUACGGCCCAGACGGUAUGGAGCUGGUCACACCAGACAGGAAAAUACUCAUGGACAACCUGGUGUUUGAAGAAGUAGUUGUGUCCCCAAAGUGUAUCUACCAAGUGGAGCUGGAGAGGAAACCAGCUGGGAGCUUCGGUUUCCGAGUGGAUGCAGAGCUGGGUGCAGAUGGGGAGAUGGAGGAUGAGCUCAGGGUGUUUGUAUCAGCUGUGGAGAGGGGAGGACUCGCCCACCAGAAAGAUGUGUUGGCGGGAGAUGAGGUGCUGGUUAUUAAUGGGAGAGUAGUGUACGAUCUGGACAUGAUCUACAUCGAGAGUCUACUGCAGGGACCUGCACUCACUCUCACCCUGCGCACCAACCGGCCUGAGUCUCAGGUAGCCUCGCUGCACCUGCGGACCACGGACCUGCUGAUCGAUCAGCUGAUCUGCCCGCCGCCUCCCAGCCAAUCAGAAUAUGAGGAUCCGACCCUAGAUGACCUCAUUAUCCCGGCACCCACAGACUUUGACUUCAGCCCCCGACGUGACUCCCUGCCGACCUCGCCUCUCCAGGGGCAACCGUCGCCAUGGGAACAGUCUCCACGGCAACAGGGCAGGCAGGACGUCGACUCACUGCUACAGAGGGCAGAUGAGGUCACUGACCUCUGCCGUAGAAACCAGAACUCAGGGAACUCGUCUCCACGGAGAUUCAGCGUCUCCAAGGAGAUGUCCAACUGCCAGAAACUCAGGAAGGUCAUUCUGGAGCUGGUCACUACUGAGAAGACUUACGUCAAGGACAUGGAGUGCCUACUGGACAGAUAUCUGCAUCCCCUACAGAACGAGUCCUUCUUGUCACCAGAUGAGAUCGAGGCUCUGUUUGGGAAUAUUGAGGAGUUGGUUCAGUUCCAGAGGAAGUUCCUUCAGGCUCUGGAGGACAGCGUUUCUAUAGAACCAGACUUUCACACGGUGGACUCUCCCACUAAGUUUAGGAAAACGCUGUUCUCCAUAAGCGGGGCGUUCCUGUAUUACGUGGACCACUUCAAACUCUACAGCGCCUUCUGUGCCAGCCAUUCCAAAGCCAUCAAAGUUCUCGACCCAGGUAAGGGAAACGCAGCGUUCCGUGCCUUCCUGGAGGCGAGGAACCCGAAACACCAGCACUCUGCCACGCUGGAGUCCUUCCUCAUCAAACCCAUCCAGCGCAUCAUGAAGUAUCCACUACUGCUGAAACAACUGGCAGCGCUGACCAACCAGGAGUCAGAUGAGCACUUCCACCUCUCAGAAGCCCUGAAGGGGAUGACUUCCGUAGCAGAACACAUCAACGAGAUGCAGCGCCUGUUCGAGGAGUAUGGGGGCGUUUUUGACAUUCUCAUCAGGGACCAGCCACAUGCCAAGAAGGAGGUGUCUCAUCUGAGGAUGGGUGACCUGCAGCUGUUUGCCAACGCUCUGUGGCUCAACUCUUCUGACGACAUCAAACACAAGAAGGGCACCGAGCCAGAAAUGGCCAUAUUCGUAUUUAAGGGAGCCGUGGUACUAGUAUGUAAGGAAGACCAGAGGCACAAGUGGAAACUAACCCUGACCAGGAAACAGGGCCGAGAAGUUCUGGAGGAUCGGGAGCGAGAAGUCGUCCUGUUCAAGAGGCUGGUUCCCGUCACACAGCUGCAGAUUCGCAACAGCAACACCAACGACACCUAUGGGCGAUGUGUGUGGGAGUUGGUGCACAGUAAAUCCCACAAGGACGGACGGCCAGAAAAGGUCUUCCAGUUCUGCAAUAGCACACCAGAAGCUAAGAAUGGCUUCAUGAAGGUGCUUCGGCAGGUGAUCAAAGAAGCCGCCAGCAAAAUAUGUAACCCGACCCUCACUCCAAAGUCUCUUCUCCGCAUGAAGCGCAUGGAGGGAACCCACCGCCUCAUGGACCGCAAGCGACGUCACACUGUCGCCGUGGACGCGGUCGCCGGGGUUACCGUUGCCGGGGUAACGCUUCCCGGGGGAACGGACUUUCACGGCAACAACUCCAGCAAUAGUUCCGAACCGCGAAACCCUCGCAGACUGCAUCAGAGAAGGUCUUCGGAACACUGCAUGGUGGAGACGUACGACAACCUUCCUGGCGGCCGCGAUCGGCCGGUCACCUUCCACGAGUCGCUUGGCAACAGAAACCAUGGAAACCACGGGCCCGCCGCAGCGGCGUGUGUUAGUAGGACGUUGAACUUUGACCAGAGCUCGGGAAUGCUCACGGGGAGAGCGCUGAAUUACGUGGUGGACAGCGACGCUGACGAUACGACCGUCGUGAGAGCGUAUCUACCCGUGACGUCCAAUCGAGCCGGCUUAGAUCUAGAGGAGUGGAAUGACUUUGCUACCACAGACUGUUAACUCAGAAACGCUUUCAUAGAAGUUCGUCUGUGUUGGUAGUGAUCAUAGUAAGAUGUUGAACUUUUUUCCAACA
This is a messenger RNA of Branchiostoma belcheri (Belcher's lancelet), 6084 nucleotides long. Its product is annotated as protein still life, isoform SIF type 1-like. Gene Ontology annotation, molecular function: protein binding; guanyl-nucleotide exchange factor activity. The transcript has 42 exons. Gene Ontology annotation, cellular component: synapse; membrane. Gene Ontology annotation, biological process: positive regulation of axonogenesis; activation of GTPase activity; small GTPase-mediated signal transduction. The coding region runs from base 108 to 6011 and encodes 1967 amino acids. The record is from RefSeq and is a predicted model, not a curated record. Lineage: Eukaryota; Metazoa; Chordata; Leptocardii; Amphioxiformes; Branchiostomatidae.